AUGCCAGUCAAGGUCACGGCCCCUGCCACCGCCCGCUUCCACGGCUGCGAGGAUGAUGGUCUCGUCUGCCUCGAAAUAGAAGAUGGCUCUGCCUACCAAGGCUACAGCUUCGGCGCCAACAAGUCUAUUGCCGGAGAGCUUGUCUUCCAAACCGGUAUGGUUGGCUAUCCUGAGUCGGUUACAGACCCUUCAUACCGCGGUCAGAUCCUCGUCAUUACCUUUCCUCUGGUCGGUAACUAUGGUGUGCCCUCGCGCGAGACCGUCGACGAGCUCCUCGGCGAUCUGCCCGCCCACUUUGAGUCCUCCCAGAUCCAUGUUGCUGGUCUGGUUGUUGCCUCGUACUGCGGCGAGGACUACUCCCACUUCCUCGCCCAGUCUUCUCUCAGCUCAUGGCUCCAGGAGCAGGGUGUUCCGGCCAUGUACGGUGUCGACACUCGCGCCCUGACCAAGAAGAUCCGUGAAAAGGGAAGCAUGCUCGGCAAGAUGCGUCGCGAGCUUCCCGGCCUCAUCAAUGGCACCGCCAGCGACGAGCGCACUCACACCACCCUCGACGCCUUUGAGCAGCUCGAGUGGUCCAAUCCCAACGCCGACAACCUGGUUGCUCAAGUCUCCAUCAAAGCUCCCAAGCUCUACAAACCCCCGGCAUCUUCUGUUCGCAAGCAUCCUUCCGGCCGCGCCAUCCGUGUUCUUUGUGUCGAUGUCGGUAUGAAGUACAACCAGCUGCGCUGCUUCCUCAAGCGUGGUGUCGAAGUUCUUGUCUGCCCUUGGGACUACGACCUGACCACAGCCGCUGGCGAGGAGUACGACGGUCUCUUUAUCUCCAACGGCCCUGGUGAUCCCGCAGUCCUUAAAACUACUGUUAAGAACAUCUCUGCCGUCAUGCAAAAGAACACGAUUCCCGUCUUCGGUAUCUGCUUGGGUCACCAGCUCUUGGCUCGUGCUUCCGGUGCAGCUACCAAGAAGAUGAAGUUUGGUAACAGAGGCCACAAUAUUCCCUGCACGAGUCUUGUCUCGGGCAAGUGUCACAUCACUUCUCAGAACCACGGCUUCGCCGUCGAUGCCGAGACUCUGCCCGCCAACUGGAAAGAGCUCUUCGUCAACGCCAACGACGGUAGCAACGAGGGUAUUAUGCACACAAACAAGCCCUACUUCAGUGUGCAGUUCCAUCCCGAGAGCACUCCUGGUCCUCGCGACACCGAAUUUCUCUUUGACGUCUUCAUCAACACAAUGGCUGGCUGUGCCGAGAACCCGUCUCUCCUACAGUCUCCUGUCAGCUUUCCCGGCGGCGCCAUCGAGGAAAACGAGAGACUUCACCCACGUGUCUCCGUCAAGAAAGUUCUUGUACUCGGUUCCGGUGGUCUGAGCAUUGGCCAGGCCGGUGAAUUCGAUUACUCUGGUAGCCAGGCUAUCAAGGCUCUUAAGGAAGAAGGCAUCUACACUGUUCUUAUCAACCCCAAUAUUGCCACGAUUCAGACUUCUAAAGGUCUCGCCGAUAAGGUGUACUUCCUGCCCGUCAACGCCGAGUUUGUCCGCAAGGUCAUCAACUACGAGCAUCCCGAUGCCAUUUACUGCACAUUCGGUGGCCAGACUGCUCUGCAAGUCGGCAUUCAGCUCAAGGACGAGUUUGAGGCCCUCGGAGUCAAGGUCCUCGGUACACCCAUCGACACAAUCAUUACCACCGAGGACCGCGAGCUUUUCGCCCGCAGCAUGGAAUCCAUUGGCGAAAAGUGUGCCAAGUCUGCCUCGGCCAAUAACAUUCAGGAGGCCCUUGCUGCCGUCAAAGAUAUUGGUUUCCCUGUCAUUGUCCGUGCUGCCUACGCUCUUGGUGGUCUCGGCAGUGGUUUUGCCAACAAUGAACAGGAGCUUCUUGACCUCUGCAACAAAGCCUUCGCCGCUAGUCCUCAGGUCCUCGUCGAGCGCAGUAUGAAGGGCUGGAAAGAAAUCGAGUACGAGGUUGUUCGUGAUGCUCAGGACAACUGUAUUACUGUUUGCAACAUGGAGAAUUUUGAUCCUCUCGGUAUUCACACCGGUGAUUCCAUUGUCGUCGCACCUUCGCAAACUCUCUCUGAUGAAGACUACAACAUGCUCCGCACUACUGCCGUCAAUGUCAUUCGUCACCUUGGCGUUGUUGGUGAGUGUAACAUUCAGUAUGCUCUGAACCCCUUUUCUAGGGAGUACUGCAUCAUCGAAGUCAAUGCUCGUCUGUCGCGUUCUUCUGCUCUGGCUUCAAAGGCCACCGGCUAUCCUCUAGCCUUUAUUGCUGCCAAGCUUGGUCUCGGCAUCCCUCUCAAGGAGAUCAAGAACUCCGUCACCAAGGUGACCUGCGCCUGCUUUGAGCCUUCUCUCGACUAUGUCGUCGUCAAGAUGCCUCGCUGGGACUUGAAGAAAUUCACCCGCGUCUCUACCCAACUUGGCUCGUCUAUGAAGAGUGUUGGUGAGGUCAUGAGUAUCGGCCGCACCUUUGAGGAAGCCAUUCAGAAGGCUAUUCGUUCCAUCGACUUCCACAAUCUUGGAUUCAACGACACCAAGGCUCUCAUGGCAAUCGAUGACGAACUGCAGACCCCCUCUGAUCAGCGCCUAUUCGCUAUCGCCAACGCCAUGCACCAGGGCUACACUGUCGACAAGAUCUGGGAGCUUACCAACAUUGAUAAGUGGUUCCUCCGCAAACUCAAGGGCCUUAGCGACUUUGGGAAGCAUAUGUCCCAGUUCACUGCUGCUGAUAUCGCCAAGUCUCCCUCUCUGAUACUCCAAGCCAAGAGACUUGGUUUCUCUGACUCGCAGGUUGCCAAGUUUGUCGGCUCCAAUGAGAUGGCCAUUCGAAGACUUCGUCUCGAUGCUGGUAUCCACCCCUUCGUCAAGCAGAUUGACACUGUCGCUGCCGAAUUUCCUGCUUUUACAAACUACCUGUACCUGACGUACAACGCCUCUGAGCACGAUAUCGACUUCGAAGAUCACGGUAUCAUGGUUCUCGGCUCUGGUGUCUACCGAAUCGGUUCCUCCGUAGAGUUCGACUGGUGCUCCGUUCGCGCUAUUCGCACUCUGCGCGCCAGUGGCUUCAAGACGGUCAUGGUGAAUUACAACCCCGAGACCGUAUCUACUGAUUACGACGAGGCCGAUAGGCUUUACUUUGAGAACAUCAACCAGGAAACCGUUCUCGAUAUUUACGACCUCGAGAAUGCCUCCGGUGUUUUGGGCGCCAUGGGUGGUCAGACCCCCAACAACAUCGCUCUGCCCCUCUUCCGCGCUGGUGUCAAGAUUCUGGGUACAUCACCUGAAAUGAUUGACAAUGCCGAGAACAGAUACAAGUUCUCCCGCAUGUUGGACCGCAUUGGUGUCGACCAGCCUACUUGGAAGGAGCUGACCAGCUUUAAGGAGGCCAAGACUUUCUGCGACAAAGUUUCCUACCCUGUUCUUGUGCGUCCUUCCUACGUGCUUUCUGGUGCUGCCAUGAACACUGUCUACUCCGAGAAGGACUUGGAGUCGUAUCUCGCACAAGCAGCCGAGGUUUCUCGCGAGCACCCCGUUGUCAUCACUAAGUACAUUGAGAAUGCCAAGGAGAUUGAAAUGGAUGCAGUUGCCAAAGACGGCACUGUCGUCGGCCACUUCGUCUCCGAGCAUGUCGAAAAUGCUGGUGUCCACUCGGGUGACGCUACUCUCAUUUUGCCACCUCAGGAUCUUGAACCCACCACUAUUGCCCGCAUCGAGGAUGCUACCCGCAAGAUUGCUGUCGCACUGAAUGUCACUGGUCCUUUCAACAUUCAAUUUAUUGCCAAAGACAAUGACAUCAAGGUCAUUGAGUGUAACGUUCGUGCCUCUCGAUCGUUCCCCUUUGUUUCCAAGGUCAUGGGUGUCGAUCUGAUUGAGAUGGCUACCAAGGCUAUCACUGGCCAGCCAUUCCAGGAGUACCCUCCUACUGACCUCGCACCCAACUGCGUUGGUGUCAAGGUUCCCCAGUUUAGUUUCUCGCGUCUCUCUGGUGCUGAUCCCGUCCUGGGUGUCGAAAUGGCUUCCACUGGUGAAGUUGCUUGCUUCGGUGUUGACAAGAACGAGGCCUACCUCAAGGCCCUGCUGUCCACCGGUUUUAAGAUUCCCAAGAGAAACAUUCUCCUGUCUGUUGGCUCCUACAAAGACAAAAAGGAGAUGCUUCCCUCAGUGCAGAAGCUCCAGCGUCUUGGCUACAAACUCUUUGCUACGGCUGGUACCGCCGAUUUCCUUCAAGAGCAUGGCGUUCCCGUCCAGUACCUCGAGGUUCUUGGAAGCGACGAGGAUAGAAAUUCUGAGUUCUCUCUAUCUCAACAUCUUGCGAACAACAUGAUUGAUCUGUACAUCAAUCUGCCCUCCAGCAACAAGUACCGCCGUCCCGCCAACUACGUCAGCAAGGGUUACCAAACUCGCCGCAUGGCUGUUGACUACCAGGUUCCUCUGGUCACGAACGUCAAGAACGCUAAGAUUCUGAUUGAGGCCAUCUCCCGCUCUUUCGAGCUCACUGUAUCUGGGCGUGAUUUCCAAACCAGCCACCAGACUGUUGUUUUCCCUGGCUUGAUCAAUAUCGCCGCCUUUGUUCCUGGCAUUGUUUCUCCUCACAGCGCUGACAUCCAGACCGUGAGUAAGGCUUUCAUUGCUGCUGGUUUCAGCAUGAUCCGCCUCAUGCCUCUUGGCGUCGAGGGUUCUAUCACCGAUGCCAUUACGCUCAAGGCCGCCCAGCACAAUAGUGCUGCUGGCGGAUACUGUGACUAUAACUUCUCCAUCUCUGCCACCAGCAACAAUGCUGAGCAGAUCAGCACUGUUAUUGGAGAAGUUGGCUCAGUUUUCAUCCCUUUUAACCACCUGUCUGGAUCUGGCAACAUUAGCAAGGUCGCUGCUGUGACUGCUCACUUCGACGCCUGGCCCACGAACAAGCCUAUGGUCACAGAUGCCAAGUUCACCGACCUUGCCUCGAUUCUUCUGCUCGCCAGUCUGCACAACAGACACAUUCACGUCACGUCUGUGUCUACGAAGGACGACAUCCGCCUGAUCGCUCUUAGCAAGGCCAAGGGCCUCCAGGUCACUUGCGACGUAUCCAUCUACUCGCUGUUCCUCUCCCAGAAGGAUUUCCCAACUGCCGACUUCCUCCCUACCGCCGAGGACCAGGCUACUCUCUGGGAGAAUCUGGAGACCAUUGAUGUGUUCUCUAUUGGCAGCUUGCCUUAUCAACUGGCCACCUCGCUGGGCCACAAGGGUGAUCCUUCAAUGGGCAUUGCUGAAGCCCUUCCUCUUUUGCUCACCGCUGUCGCCGAGGGCAAGCUUACCAUCGACGACAUCAAGGACCGCCUAUACACUAAUCCAAAGGAGAUCUUUGAGCUUCACGAGCAGGCUGGCACUUCUGUUGAGGUCGAAGUCGACCGCGUCUUUGAGGUCGAGAAGGGUUCUUUCUGGUCUCCUUUGGAAGGCCGUCGCCUGUUUGGUUCGAUUCGCCGUGUCACUUUCCAGAACGCUACCCUGUGCCUGGACGGUGAGGCCUUUGAUGUUCCUCCCACCGGCAAGGAUAUGUCUUCGCACACGAUACCUCCUCUAACUCCCGCGAUGAAGCCUACUGCUGCUGCUAUUUCCGUGGAGAGCCCCAAGUCUCGCCAGCAGGCUGCGUUUGGUAACCUCCGACCUCUGGGACGACUACGCGGCAUCACUUCUCCACAGGCCCUGCCUGCGCAGGGCCCUCGUGGCGCAGUCGAGGAUCUCGGUCUACCUUUGCAGGUUCAGCCUGCUGUUAGCACUUCUCUGCAGAAGCUCUUAUCGCAGGCUUCCUCGUUCAGGAACGCACAUGUUCUCUCGGUCAAGCAGUAUACGCGAGCGGAUCUACAUAUUCUGUUCACUGUGGCUCAGGAAAUGAGACUUGGUGUGCAGCGUGAAGGUGUUCUCAAUCUUCUCAGCGGUCGCGUCAUGUGCAACCUGUUCUACGAGCCCUCCACUAGAACAUCUGCUUCCUUUGAUGCUGCUAUGCAGCGUCUUGGAGGCCGUACCAUCAACGUUGACACUGCCCAUUCUUCCGUCAAGAAGGGCGAGUCGCUGCAGGACACUCUUCGCACGCUGGGCUGCUAUAGCGACGCAAUUGUUAUGCGCCACCCGGAUGAGAACUCUGUCAACAUUGCUGCCAAGUACUGCCCUGUCCCUGUUGUCAAUGGCGGCAACGGUAGCAAGGAGCACCCUACUCAGGCUUUCUUGGACCUAUUUACUAUUCGCGAAGAACUGGGUACCGUCCAGGGCCUGACAAUCACUUUCCUAGGUGAUCUUCUUUACGGCAGACCCGUGCACUCCUUGGUCUACCUACUCCAGCACUAUCAGGUGCAGGUGCAGCUCGUUGCUCCUAAGGGCCUGGAGCUUCCUGCUCAGGUCCGCGAUCAGCUCGUUGCCUCUGGCCAGCUACUCUGCGAGUCUGCGACCCUCACCCCGGAGAUUUUGGCUCGCACCGACGUCUUAUACUGCACUCGUGUGCAGCGUGAGCGCUUUGAUAGCGUGGAAAAAUACCACCAGGUCAAGAACUCGUACCGUUUGGACAAUGCUACCUUGAAGAAUGCCAAGAGCUCCAUGGUCGUUCUGCACCCGCUACCACGCAAUGAGGAAGUUGCCGAGGAGGUCGACUUUGAUCAGCGCGCGGCGUACUUUAGACAGAUGAGAUAUGGCCUAUACUGUCGGAUGGCACUGUUGGCCUUGGUCUUGGCAAGCUCUUGA
Molecule: messenger RNA, 6705 nt
Organism: Beauveria bassiana ARSEF 2860
Lineage: Eukaryota; Fungi; Ascomycota; Sordariomycetes; Hypocreales; Cordycipitaceae
Product: carbamoyl-phosphate synthase
Exons: 3
Coding region: 1-6705 (2234 amino acids)
Biological process (GO): 'de novo' pyrimidine nucleobase biosynthetic process; L-glutamine metabolic process; UTP biosynthetic process
Cellular component (GO): cytoplasm; cytosol
Molecular function (GO): ATP binding; carbamoyl-phosphate synthase (glutamine-hydrolyzing) activity; aspartate carbamoyltransferase activity
Source: RefSeq, a predicted model, not a curated record